Messenger RNA from Closterium sp. NIES-65, 1344 nucleotides. The record is from the annotation of a GenBank genome assembly. NCBI's taxonomy places the organism in Eukaryota, Viridiplantae, Streptophyta, Zygnematophyceae, Desmidiales, Closteriaceae.
AUGGAUAGUGGCAGCAGCUUUAGGCCGGGUACAGAUAGUGGCAACGAUGGUCAUGAGGAGAGAGGGAUGGAUGAUUGCGGUGGUGAUUUAGAGGAGAUAGAGGAGUUUGAAGAGUUACAGGAGUUGGAGCGAGGAUUCGAUACUGCGGCAACGCGCGUUUUGGCAGAAGAUCGUGGUCAUGACCAGCAAAGCCUGAGUGAGGGAGAGGAGGAGAGUAGAGUAGAGGAGAAAGGGAAGUGGUCGUGGGCGAGAGCGGGGAUGGGGUGGGUGGGCGUGAUAGUCUCGCUGGGAGUGGAUGCCCUCACGCUCACCAUGUCGAAGGAACCCGUAUACCAGGUGGUGGAGGUGAGUGCGAGCGGGGCACUCAGGCAGAGGGAGGUCAGUCGGCGGCAGCUGCUGCGAUACAGUGGUCUAUCGCAGCGUGACAUACGCCGCAUCGACCCGUCUCUUUGGGUCACCAACGCUCUGCCUGCUCUGCUGGUGCGUGAGAGUGCGAUUCUGGUGAACCUAGGGUCGCUACGGGCCAUAGCUACAGCUGACUCUGUUCUCAUCUUCGACCAUCACAGUGCAGGAGCGAGGGCAUUCCUGGAGGUGCUGCUGGAUCGUCUGAGGCUGGAUGCAGAUCUGGCAGACAUGCACGGGGGGAAGGGCGUGGGGGGCCCCGUGCCCUUCGAACUGGAGGUGGUGGAGUGUGCCUUGAUCUCCCGCACACAGCGCCUUGAGAGUGCUCUUCUGGACAUCGAACCUCGGACGAAGGCGCUAUUGGAGGUUCUCCCCACACACAUCACAGCCGACAAUCUCGAGGAGCUGCGUCUGGCCAAGCAGGCUCUGGUGGAGCUGGGGUCGAAGGUGGGAGCUCUGAGGCAGAUGCUGCUCGAGCUUCUGGAGCACACGAGCGACCUACGGCGCAUCACAGCCAUGGGGCGGCACUGCCACGUCAGCAAGGACGGCGACGUGGAGUGCCCCACACCCAUCGACCAGCGGCUCGUGGAUGAGGAGGAGCAGGAGGUGGAGAUGUUGCUAGAGUACUACCUCCAACGGUGCGACUCGUGCCAUGGGCAAGCGGAGAAGCUACUGGAUUCAGCCAGGGAGAUGGAGGAUUCAAUCUCAGUCAACCUCAGCUCUCGUCGCCUAGAAGUGAGUCGCUUUGAGCUUCUGCUACAAGUGGCCACAUUCGCUUCUGCCAUUGGGGCCCUCAUUGCAGGCAUCUUCGGUAUGAACCUUCGAAGUCGGUUGGAAGAAUGUGCUACUGCAUUUUGGAUGACCACAGGGGGCAUCAUCUUGGGUGGUGUGGUCAUGUUUGUCCUCAUGCUCAUCUACCUGCGGCGUCGCAAGAUCCUAUGA